This is a messenger RNA of Penicillium odoratum, 420 nucleotides long. RefSeq lists its product as uncharacterized. The record is from RefSeq and is a predicted model, not a curated record. The transcript has 2 exons. NCBI's taxonomy places the organism in Eukaryota, Fungi, Ascomycota, Eurotiomycetes, Eurotiales, Aspergillaceae. The coding region runs from base 1 to 420 and encodes 139 amino acids.
AUGGAGGAAGGGCAGGAUCAUUACGAAGAGUGGCCACUUGAUCUUCAAGACUGGUGGAUUGGUGAGCAAGAGGGAGCAGUUCUCCGCUGGGAAGAUGUGGAAGCUGCUGAAUCAGAUUAUAUUGAUGCAUUGGCGAACUACUUGGAUCAGGCUCUAGACUGCCUUCAAGGACAAGAAGACAGAAACGCUUUACGCUCUAACCCCAUUGAUCGAGUUUAUAUGCUAGGAAACUUCUGUGAUCGUCCAGUUGUGAAGAAGGCGAUUCAGAAAAUCGUCGGUGAGCAUGUCAAGAUCAUUGGGGGCAGUUCGGAAUUAGAUAAUGGGCUAGCCGCUAGAGGUGGUGCUCGUUAUGCUUUCGUGAUGACAGAGCCGAUGUAUGAAGUUUGUAGAAAAGAGAAGCUUGACUAUGAUGAGCUUUAA